AUGGACGAGUUACGCGCUGUGGGAAAGGCCUACUUCGCGAGAGCAACAGAUCAGGAGAAAGAAUUGGCCAAAGAAUUCUUCCGAUCACUCGACGGCGACUCCGACGGCAGGGUCAGCCUCGCGGAGUACAAGACUCUCGUGAGCCGUCCGUACGCAAACGACACGCUAUUCACCGGCCUCGACAGAAACGGCGACGAGAGUUUGGACUUCGACGAAGUCUUGGCCCUCCACUUCAUAAUGACGAAAGGCCCCCUUCGAACUUGCCAUGCGUGCGCGAGGUCGAUGCCGGGCGCCUACUUUUCAUGCAUACCGUGCGAAAAGAAUCACCCCGACACUUACGACCUCUGCUGCAGUUGCUACGGCGCAGGACAAUACGACCACCAACACCCGGCGGCCGAUUUCUUGGAUAGCCAUUCUAUGCGGAAUUUGUUGGCUAAGAACUUCAACACCGCCGGCCCUCAACUUCGUCCACCCCACGAUGAUGAUCAGGAAGAGAUAAUCAUAGAUGGGGAACCCGACGGAACAUCGUCAAAUCAGGAUUUUAUGCAAAUCAAUGAUAUUGCUUAUCAAAAUCCUUCCAAGCUUCAGAAUCUGCAAGAAAAAUCAACCUAG
Erythranthe guttata (spotted monkey flower) is the source of this 612-nucleotide messenger RNA. The record is from RefSeq and is a predicted model, not a curated record. NCBI's taxonomy places the organism in Eukaryota, Viridiplantae, Streptophyta, Magnoliopsida, Lamiales, Phrymaceae.